This is a messenger RNA of Haliotis rufescens (red abalone), 1461 nucleotides long. Its product is annotated as multiple epidermal growth factor-like domains protein 11. Bases 1 to 1461 code for a protein of 486 amino acids. The transcript is spliced from 4 exons. NCBI's taxonomy places the organism in Eukaryota, Metazoa, Mollusca, Gastropoda, Lepetellida, Haliotidae. The record is from RefSeq and is a predicted model, not a curated record.
AUGCCGCUUCUUCAGAUCUUUGCAAUGGCAUGUAUGGUCAGUUACACACAAGGUGCUAAUUGUAAGGAAAAUCAGCAUUGUGUCGAGUGUGAUGAAAAGACAGGCCGAUGCAGCACACGAUGCUCUACCGGAUAUUUCGGUCCAAAGUGCAUGGAUGUUUGCAGCAUAAGGUGCAGGUACCACUCAUGUAAGCUGAUCCCCGGCAAAGGUAUUGAGACAUGUACUGAUGGCUGUAUGCCAGGAUUCCAAGGCCCAAACUGCCAGAGGCCAUGUUACAGUACCAAGGAAGACUGUACCAGAUGCCCAGGUGGAUGUGAUGGAGAGUAUUGCCAGAUGGGUCGAACUUGUUUCUCUAGUUGCAGCGACUCAUACUAUGGAGCAGGCUGUAAAGUCAAAACGUCAAAGCCAGAGAAUAAUAAGACAUGUUCCAGCAGAUGUAAGUCCUGCAACAGGAUCACGGGAACAUGUGAGGAGUGUCAGUCUCCAUAUACUGGACUGGACUGUAGAUCCUCGUGUGAGCACUGUGUCGGUGGAUGUGAGAGUGGCUGCCAACAGGGAUGCAGACAAGGAUUCUAUGGAGACAACUGUACUGAAGCAUGCAGUGACACCUGCCGAGCUGAUCCCUCCCUGUCUACUGAUGAACGAUGUCCUGAGGGAGACUCAUGUACCCCUGAGUGCCACAGCCAGACUGGCGAGUGUGUUCACGGUUGUGUAGAUGGCUGGUACGGCCCGAAGUGUUCAAGGAGAUGCAACUCUAACUGCAAACAUCAAAUGUGUAACCACGCAGGUGUUUGUGUUGAACGCUGUGGGAAAUGCCUCAAUAAAACCUGUAACGGAUCCUGUAGGAAUGGAUGCAAUAGCAGGGAUAAUUGCAACACGACGUGUGAUCUAUGUCCUGGAGGUGUUUGUGAUGAAAACUCCGGUUCCUGUGUACAAGGAUGCAAUACCACUGGAUCUAGAUGUGGCUACAACUGCACAACCAACUGCCAAACGACUGACUGCCCUACUGGAUCUUGUGACGCAGACGAACAAACGACAGGUGCCUUAAACACAGUUAUCGUGACAUCGGUCGGACUGGUUGUCUUUAUCAUCCUGGCUGCAUGUACCACCUGCUGCAUCUGCUGUCGUAAACGAAAGUGUCUGAAACGGAAUGAAGCCGAGGACAAUACACUCGACUCCAAUCUGAAGCAGGCAGACACCUCCAUCCGUGAGUCCAUGGAUCUACAUCACUACGAGGAUGUUGGAGAGGAAGAUAUCAUGAGCCAGCUGCCAGACCAGAACCAAGACGGCGCCGGCAGAGAGAAGGCUCCAGACAUUCCUGUUUUAGCAGACUGCUUCCAAGGGGAACUGAACGAUAAGGACAAAUCAGUACGAGACUCCCAGCCAUACACUGAGCUGAAGGAGGGCGCGCGUGUUCCUCGUCCGAGAUCAUCCGUGAGGUACUUAUCUCCACAUGACUAG